GUAAUAUGAGCAGUCCCUCCCCCUCUUUGUGUGUAUAAAUAUGAGUGUUUGAAGGAGGAGCUGCAGCUUUUCAGCUGGGCCUCUUUAGUUCAACAGAAAAACUCUCCGACAGCAGCAUGCUGCCACCAAACCUGUUAGUAGUGUCAGUGGUCGUCUUUCUGGCAACGACUGUUUCUAUGGCUCCUGUGGAGGAGAAGGAGCAGGAGGAGGUGGAGGUGGAGGCCACAGAGGAGGGGGAGGGGGAGCUGUCCGAGGAAGAGGAGGAUGAUGAUGACUCGAAGAGUCAGGAUAAGAUUGAUGAGGCAGGAGUUGUUGGCGUGCAGCAGACCACCACGGCGACAGCAUCCGGAGGUUCAGGUGUUUUGUCCAACAUUCAGGAUCUGAGCGCUUCCAGCAGUCAGUCAGCACGAGGAGGAACAAAUGAUGGAACAGCAGGAAGUUCUGCAGCAGCUGGAGGUCCGAGCAGCUCAGCAGCUUCACAACCGACAGGUUCUUCGGGUUCUUCAGGUUCUUCAGCAACAGCAGUAGAACUCUCUGGUGUCUCUGCUGCUCAACCUGCAGGUUCUGAUGGAGUCGACUCAGAGUCCAACGGUAAGGGACAAAAGCUACUGAAUGGAGGAGGAGGAGGGGGCGGAGCUGACAGUCAGACAGGUGUUUUGGGUUUGUUUGGGGGCAGAGUUUCUCACCUGGAUUAUACAGGUGAGUGUCCAGGAACCAUCGACCCGUCCAGUCAUGACUUUCUGCUCGGCCUGAUGGAUGGAGGUGAUCCAUUCGGACCAGGUGUUCACAUCAACAUCCCAGGUCACAUGACUCCACCCACUCAGCUGGACUCUACAGUGAUCAGUUCAGAUGUCACAGCAGCUCCGUCUGCAGAGCAGAACAGCGGCUCCAGUCUGGACUCACCUGCAGAUCCUGCUCAUCACUCUGACAUCAUGAUCGACCAAUCAGGACCAGACCACACCUCUCUGAGCUCAGGACCUGAUCAAUCACUGUCCAGCUCUGUCUCAGGCUCCUCCCACUCUGCAGCCCAGGAAGGUGCAGCAGCUUCAUCAUCUUCAUCACACAGUGAAGCUCACAGAGUACAGACAGACGGAGCCGACUCAGCUGAUGCUAAUGGAAAUGGUCGACAGACUCUGCUGAUGGACACAAACGGAGCAGGUGGAGCACAGUCAGUGACGGGUCUUCACAUUGAACUCACAGCGCCAGGUCUUGGACUCAGCCAUGAUGUCACAGAGUCGUCCCCCGUCAUCCUCCACACAGAGUCUGUAGACAGCUUCACACACACACUGCACCCAGCUACAGGUGGUUACUCCCACACAGACCUGGUUACUGUGGCAACAGACUCCACAGGGACAGACACAGUUUCAGCAGAUCCAACAGGAACUCCACUUGACUCCAGUCAUCCAGCUGUGACAGAUCACACACAGAUGGCUGGUUCAGUCACUGAACAGUACAACCCAUCUGGUCAGGGUCCUGAAGGUGCAGAAAAUGUGGAACUGGAGGAUACCUGCUGACUUCCACAUCAAGCCGCAGGUUCGAUUCCUGCGCUACCGAUUCCAGUGUACUGACCAAUCAGCAUGGCCCAGGAAAGCAGAUCCCUCCCACUAGCUGUAGGCCCCGCCCACUGAGCGUCAGCGGCUCGUUGGUGUUUUUUUUAUAUUUAAAAGUUUUGUUUAUAGACAUUUAUUUUGUUUUAGAGAGUGGAAAUAAAUACAGAUAAAUAAAGUUUCAGCUGAAUCCCCACCAAAGUUUGGUGAUUCUGUUUUGACUUCAUGACAUCAUACAGGAUGUGACAUCAUCUUCACUGUCGGCAUUGUAAAAUGUGGUUUUGAACUUCUACAAUAAAUGUUUUUGUCUAUUUUGAACAUCAAA
Siniperca chuatsi (mandarin fish) is the source of this 1872-nucleotide messenger RNA. RefSeq lists its product as uncharacterized. Bases 117 to 1514 code for a protein of 465 amino acids. The record is from RefSeq and is a predicted model, not a curated record. Lineage: Eukaryota; Metazoa; Chordata; Actinopteri; Centrarchiformes; Sinipercidae. The transcript is spliced from 28 exons.